Phycodurus eques (leafy seadragon) is the source of this 5035-nucleotide messenger RNA. Its product is annotated as synaptopodin 2-like protein. The record is from RefSeq and is a predicted model, not a curated record. Gene Ontology annotation, cellular component: actin cytoskeleton; nucleus; Z disc. Gene Ontology annotation, molecular function: actin binding. NCBI's taxonomy places the organism in Eukaryota, Metazoa, Chordata, Actinopteri, Syngnathiformes, Syngnathidae. Gene Ontology annotation, biological process: positive regulation of actin filament bundle assembly.
CGCAAAGUGUGAGGAAGUGAAGACCCUCACACACACACACACACACACACACACACACACACACACACACACACACACACACACACACACACACAUACACUUACAUAUAUUCAGAGCAGAAGGAUUGGAGCAGGGAUGGUGGCAGAGGAGAUCGUGGUCUCCCUCUCCGGGGGCUCCCCGUGGGGGUUCAGGCUGCAGGGAGGAAGGGAGCAGCAGAAGCCUCUACAGGUGGCAAAGGUACGCCGUCGCAGCAAAGCGUGCAGGGCGGGGCUGAAGGAGCGUGACGAGCUGGUUGCCAUCGGCGACCACACGUGCGUCGAGCUCAGCCACGCCCAGGCCAUGACCCUCAUCGAUACCCAGAAUGGCACGCUGCACCUGAGGGUCAAACGGUGCCCGUCGUACCCGGCUCGCUGCUCACCUCCGCUUCUCUCUGUGAGCUCCUGCGUCGUUACCUCACUGCCGGACAGCGAGGCCUACUACGGCGAGACGGACAGCGAUGCUGACACGCGCUCGCAGGCGCACCGCCGCCAGGCCCGUACGCCUCCUCGCGCCUGCUCACCCGCUCGCUAUGAUAACCAUGGGGAGGAGGAGGAGAUGUCUGAGAUGAGUGGCUAUGAGAGUGCUAACGAUGCAGCGGCCGGUCCAAUGCAGGGGCAGUGGCACGGCGUCCCACACAAGGACUUCAUCUACCAGCCCCCCCAGGUAGGGUGGACCAUCCCGGCCCAAAGCGUCACACCGCACUCACUCACCCCGACCCACGAACGAGCUCUGGCGGAGGCCGAGGGUGAAGGAGACAGUGGCUUCCAGGAGGCGCUGGCUGGCGUCGGGCUCGCCGCAUGCCCUCCGAUGGUCUCUCCCGAGCGGGCCAAGGAGGCCCUGACGCUGGGGUCUUGGGGUCAGCUGGUGCCCAUGGUGGGACCCCAGCAGGGCCCCGUGAGCGAGGAGCUCGCUGCCACCUACAUGGACAAAGCACGGCAAGCCAAGCUGCAUCGUGGGGAGAGUUUGGUUGAGAAGCAGGUGAAAGAAGCUCGCACCAAAUGCCGCUCCAUCGCCUCGCUGCUGACCGACGCGCCCAACUCAAACUCCAAGGGGGUGCUCAUGUUCAAGAAGCGGCGGCAGAGAGCCAAGAAAUACACGCUGACCUGCUUUGGCAAGGUUGAGGACGACCAAGGGGGCCAAAGCACAGAGGGUGAGACGGAGGAGGAAGGCGGGAGCUCCAUCCAGAGCUCUGAAGUGGACGAGGAGGGCUUCUCAUCUUCGUUCGACCCCACGUGGGAUAGCGGUUACUUAGACCUGCUGGACAGGAGGAGUGCCGCCUGCCCGCCUGCCACGCCGACAGCUGCCAAUAUCAGCCCAGGGCUUGAUAACUUGAGCUUUGUGGCGCCUGUCAGUCAAAUUCAAAAUAUGGAGCUGUUCAGACUGGAGACCAUGAAACAACCAGACGGUGCUAUGUCUUCAGUUCCGGAUGUGCCUCUUCUCAAGGUGGGUCCAGUUGCCAUAAGCCAGGCUAGUGUUACAUUAAGCCCACCCCCUUUGACACCUCUGCUUAAUCAAAAUGGCCCACAUGUCAACCUCAGUCCAAGUCCAAACCUUGAGCACCACUUGAGUCCCCCUCCGCUCAAUCGCACGGCUCGCCCCUUUACUCCCGGUCCUGCGCUGCCCCGCUCAUCAGUGACCUCCGUGAUGUUCCGCCCUCCCCAGCCCAAACCGGCGGCGGCUGUCUCCAUGGUGACCAUCGCACCCACUCACUAUCCGGCAGCGGAAGGGAGGAGAGCCGUGUCCAGCACCUCCCUCUACAUCCCUCCUCGGAACAACGGCGUUGGUCCCUCGGUCAGCGCCUCGGCCCUCUCGCCCCCCUCGUCUUUGAACCCCUCCGCCCCCGUGGCUCCUCAAAGUUCCCCAGCCCACCCUGCUCAACACUUCUCCCCUCCACAACCAUUUCACUCCCCUCCUACCUUUUGUCAGCCUCCCACCCCUGGUCCCAUCUCGCAGGUCCAAGUCUCGAUGCUCCCUCCAACUCCGAUUACCCCAGCCACUCAUCCCUGCAUCCCCACCGCCAUGGGGACUGCAUCAUCCUCCCAAACCUCAGCCUCGGAUUCACUGGCUACUCGUGAGCAGCGCAUCUCAGUGCCAGCUGAUCGCACCGGCAUCCUGCAUGACGCCCGUGGUCGUAGCAGCAAGAAGCCGAUGUUCAGCGCCAUCCGAAGCAAAGAUGUGUCCCCAAACCCUGCCUUGAUGUCCAUGGUGCAAAACAUGGACGACCGCUUUGUGAGAACGGCUGGCGCAGAGUCUGCUGUUGUAUCCGGGGGUGAGGCUGGCCAUGAGUCUGGGCCCGAGGAGGACUGGUUGCGGCUCGGGGCUGAGGCUUGCAACUUCAUGCAGGCUCAGCGGGGACCCAAGCCGCCGCCCGUGGCUCCGAAACCGAACACCUCGCAGGCGCCUCAGCUGGCAGGGAAGGGGGGGCAGCUGUUUGCCCGUCGACAAAACCGGAUGGAUCGUUACGUUGUCGAGCGGAGUCCCUCCGUUGCUCCUGCGCCAUUCUCUCCUUCCCAGACCAGGGAACCUUCUCCCACGCCAUCCCUCCCGGCCACGUGGAAGUACUCCUCCAAUAUCCGUGCCCCUCCUCCCAUCAGCUACAAUCCCCUCCUGUCACCCUCGUGCCCUCCCAAAGCCCAGAAGAAGGGGGAGGUGACAAAGUCCGGACUGGCUGGAUCCAAAGGGAAGAAAUCUGCCAAAAAGCAGGUUGACGUCAUGAAACACCAGCCGUACCAGCUCAACUCAUCUCUGUUUACCUACAGGGGUCCUCAGGACACCACUGCCAGUCAGCAGCAGCGAGGUGGUCCUCAGAAGACGGCACAGGUGUACGAGGUGAAACGUUUCUCCACCCCCCCUCCGACAGCCACCAGCCCUGGCCUGAAGGUGAUCGUACCUCGAUCAGCCACGACGCUCGGAGAACCACUGUGGCGUUCUGAAAUCGCCUCCCCCCCACCCCAAACCGCCACUCACCGUCAAACGCCUCCUACCCCUUACCAAUCUCAGUGGUCCCAGGGGAACCUGUCCCCUCCACCGCCCCCUGCCCCCACAGCUCCCCUCCCUCAGCUCCCUACCUUCACCUCGCCUCCAAACGCAGUCCAGUCCCCCACGUUCUCCCACCUCCAGCCCCAACAAGCUGACAGGCAGUUUAAAAGCGCCCCAGAUCUGAGCCCUCUUCGGCCUCCCGGGGCCACCUGGCAGACGUCCACCGGCAGCCAAUAUAGCAGGGUUCCCAGACCUAGAUUCAGCACCUCUAACCUGGGUCUACAGCCUUGCGUGUGGCACCCUGGUUCCACCGCACACUGAGCUAACACAUUUUAGUGUGCACUGACUAUAAGCCAUUUUAUUUUAAAAGGAAAUCCACUUGUUUUCAGUUUGGUAACAUUGUUAUUCACAUUUGUGGAUGUGUGUUUUAUCUCAAGCUUAGUUUGGACUGGCAACAAGAUAAAAAAUGUGAUCCACUUUCUUUUUUUUAGGGGUAGAUACUCUUUGAUUUGGCCAUCUUGACGCAUUUAGUUAAAAUUUAAAGGCAACAUGGUGGCUUAGCAAAUGUACCAGAGAGAUUAAAAGUUUAACAGAUUAGAAAGGCAGUAGAAAGAUGGUGAAUAAAGUGUGGACUGGAGGAUGUGGAAAAAGACUGAUUUUAGCUGUGGAUCGGAAGGUGGAUAAAAUACAAGAAGAUUCGAUGAAGUCUAAUGAACUUCCUUUUGUAGGAGCAAUCAAAGUAGAAGCACCAACAUUGUUUGUAAUUAUCCAAAUACACGCUAUAUUGUGUUUUGUUUUCUCUCUUUCUUAUAAUAUGACAAGAGUAUAGUGGUACAGGCUUUUUUUUUUCCCAGAGGUGGGGGACUUGAGUCACAUGACUUCACUUGAUUUAAUUGAUCAAUUUUAAGAAUUGGAACUUGCUUGGCUUAGAUUUUUGACCGACUCCACUUUAAAUAGAACAACAUGACUUGACAAUGGGGUGGCGCGGUAGAGGACUGGUUAGGACAUCUGCCUCACAGUUCUGAGGACCUGGGUUCAAAUCCCAGCCCUGCCUGUGUGGAGUUUGCAUGUUGUCCCCGUGCCUGCGUGGGUUUUCUUCGGGCACUCCGGUUUCCCCCCACAUCCCAAAAACAUGCAUGGAAGGUUGAUUGAAGAAAUCUAAAUUGCCUGUAGGUGUGAAUGUGAGUGUGAUGGACUUGACAAAGGAUAUGAAUAUUUGGAUUUCAAAGUUAGCAUGCUGCUUGUUUUUCUUUUUUUUUUUUUAUGAAUGAAAAGUAAUUUUCGGUGGCGUGUGCGAACCUGGUAAGCCGCCAGUAUGAAAUUAAGUGGAGGGCAAAGACCAUGCAACGAAACAGAUUAUUAUUGAAGGAUUAUUCUUUUGAUAAAUUUGGUAAAAAGAGAAUGGCAACAUGCAAAGUUUACAAGUCAAAGAUAAGAGACACCACAACUAGGAAAUCUAACUUCUCGUGUCACUAUAUAACCCACAAAGAAACUACCGUAACCUCACAGUUUAGCUAACCGAUAGCUGGUCAAACAUGAACUACCGGUCAGCUUCAAGUCAGUUACACAUUUAAUUGAGAAGAAAAUAAGGUAAUAGACAAUAAAUAAACUGGUUUGGGACCAUAUAAAAUAUGUCUGCUAAUGUUAGUACAGCUAACUAACGUAAAUACAGAUAGGCCUACUGAGGUUAAAUAAGCUGAUGUGCAAAUAUACUGCAUGUUGUAGCAAGAUUGGAUAACUUGACCGAUGACUUGCUUCACCCAAGUAAUGACAUGGCUCGACUUGGUUGAUUUUUGCCACAGUAACUUGGGACUUACUUGAAACUUCAAGGUUCAGACUUGAGACUGACGUAUGAUUUAUAGAACGUGAUUUCCUCCCACCUCUGGUUUUUGUAGUGUUUUUCCAUAAUAUCACACACACACAAAGCACUAAUUACAUCUAGGUGGAACAACAGGCGGACAACGUGUCUUUUUUUUGUUUCUUUUCCACCGGGACAUGGCGGCUAAAUAAAAAUAGA